Rhopalosiphum maidis (corn leaf aphid) is the source of this 2320-nucleotide messenger RNA. Its product is annotated as gastrula zinc finger protein XlCGF7.1-like. Bases 38 to 793 code for a protein of 251 amino acids. Gene Ontology annotation, molecular function: DNA-binding transcription factor activity; RNA polymerase II cis-regulatory region sequence-specific DNA binding. Gene Ontology annotation, biological process: regulation of transcription by RNA polymerase II. The record is from RefSeq and is a predicted model, not a curated record. NCBI's taxonomy places the organism in Eukaryota, Metazoa, Arthropoda, Insecta, Hemiptera, Aphididae. The transcript has a single exon.
AGGUACCGCAGAUGAAGACGAACAGCAGCAAGAGACCAUGUGCCAGAUAUGUGCGACUGUGUUUAAGACCCGGUAUAACCUAUUACGGCACUUCCAGAAGCGGCACCCCGAGUACAAGAUGUACGAGUGCGACCUGUGCCGUAUUAGUUUCCCGUCCAUUGACGAGUUCAAAGACCACCUGGAGGAGAAACACUCCAAGAUGCACACCACGCACACGAUAGACUCUAAACAAGUGCGUUUCGCGUGUGACGUAUGCGGCAAUAUGUACAAAAAUAAAGCGUCCGCUAUGAACCACCUGCUGACGCACACCGCCAAAAAGACUGUGCACUGCUCCCACUGUGACUUCUCAUGUUACACCAAGCAGCAGCUGGGUGUGCACCAGACUAAGCAUGAUAAGCGGUUCGUGUGUGACAUAUGUCACAAGCGAUUUGCACAAAAGUCACAACUGGACGUACAUGUAAACGCUGUCCACUACAACCAAAGGCCGUUCUCGUGCGUGCUUUGCAAUAAGUCAUUCAAGACCAAGGGGUCGCACGACGCACACAUGAUCGUCCAUACGGAUACCCGAAAUUACCAAUGCCCGCACUGCGAUAAAAAGUGCCGGAAGCGGUACGAUCUGACGUUGCACAUCCGAACUCACACGGGUGAAAAACCGUUCAAAUGUAGUGUGUGCGGCCGAGGGUUUGUGCAGAUGUGCGAUACGCGCAAACACGAAAUGCUCCACUUUAAGCCGGGCAAGCGGAAAAACUUGUUCUUCUCGUCGCCGGAGGCGGGAAUGGCAGACGACGAAUGACAUACGGCGGCGGUGGCGGAAAGCAUGGCAGGCGACGUCGACGACGAUGAUGAUGAUGAUGACGACGACGAUGAUGACACCACUAACAACAACUCCACCAUCACCGACCCAACGACGCUGAACUGAUAGCCCCCCGUAUCUUGAUUUUAAAUAAAAUCAUAAUUUUAACAUAUUAUAUAAAUAUUUGUGUGUAUAUAAAUAUUUUUUUUUUUUUGUAUUUUACUGUAUUUUUUAUGUUAUACAUUUUUAAAUAACAUUCUUAAAAAUUGUAUUAUUUUUAAUUAGUCAAAGUUCCUUUUCCACAAUACUUAUAUAGGAACAAACAAUUACUAAAUCCACGUGAGUUAGAGAAAAGAUACCAAAAGUUAUUUCUUGUAAACUCUAUUUAAACAAUUCGUUAGUUCAAAAUAUUUUCAAUUUGAUUAUAUUAUAAAUUUCUUAUUACCAAGUUUGAAAUUGCAAAAGUAUGUGAAUAUGUAAUUAAGUAUUUUUAUUAUUAUAUGUGAAUAAUCUAGGGUUAAGUAAGUUUUAAAGUUUAUAAUGUAUAACACUUUGUAUGUAUUAAGUCUUUACUGAAUUGAAUUUUGUUAGUAAUUUAUAAAAAUAAAUACCUAAGUAUGAUAUUAUGUUAUUAUUGUCUAUCAUAUUAUGAACAGUACAAUACAUUAUUUUGUUUUUUGUUUUGUAAAAUCAUAAUUGGACUUUCGGUCAAUAUUAGGUUUUUAUUGACCUAUUGUUAAAUACAUUUAUAAAUGAGAUAUAAUUGUAAAAUGCAUCAAUACAUUGAUUUAAAAAUGAGAUAAACAUGUUAAAAAUGUUAUGCCUGGUUAAAUGAAAAAUUUUUUAGUUUAAUAAUUAUACUCUGUCUCAAAAGAAAAUAAUCAGUCGGUCAACCGAUUGUUGUCCAUUUCCACAAAUCUCACCAAUAACCUGUACUAUUGGGUGGUCCCAAAUUAAAUUUAAUAAUAUUAUUAUUUAGGAAUAUUAGUUGUAGAUGUUCAUACAUUGUCUUCGGAAAAUUUCAGAUAGUAAGGUGUGGGAAAUUUGGACUCACUUCUGCUGAAGCCGUCAGUCAGUAAGCACGAAAAGUGAUUAUUCUCUUUUGAGACAGGGUAUAGGUAAAAUUUUAUAAUUCUUUAAUUUGAUUGUAAAAUCCAUUAAUAAAUUGAUUUGAAGAUGAGAUAACCAUGUUAAAAAUAUUUAUGCCUGAUUGAGUGAAAAUAUUUUAUAGUUAGGUAAAGUUUAAUAUACCAAUCUUGGUUUACUUUUUUGUGUUUAAGGCACUAUUAGAUUACUAUUGAUUCAUUAAUUGUUCAAUGAUUUUUCAUAUAACCCUGCAUUAAUCUACUUCAUUGUAAUAAAUCCAACAUAAUAUAUCAUAUUAUUCUUAUGUUCAAUUUAAUAAUAGGUCAAUUAUAAAAUAUUUAUAUUCGUGAUACUUGUGUAUGAUAGAAUGAGGUAUAAAAUAAAUGCACCACAUCUUCUUAAAUAAUGUGUAUCCAUAAUAAAAAUGACUGCCUUGUAGAA